Prinia subflava (tawny-flanked prinia) is the source of this 1700-nucleotide messenger RNA. It is a transcript of the gene PDZK1, whose product is annotated as PDZ domain containing 1. The transcript has 8 exons. The record is from RefSeq and is a predicted model, not a curated record. Gene Ontology annotation, cellular component: apical plasma membrane. Gene Ontology annotation, molecular function: signaling receptor binding; protein-membrane adaptor activity. Gene Ontology annotation, biological process: protein localization to plasma membrane. The coding region runs from base 1 to 1557 and encodes 518 amino acids. NCBI's taxonomy places the organism in Eukaryota, Metazoa, Chordata, Aves, Passeriformes, Cisticolidae.
AUGACUUCUGCUCUGCAGCCCCGGGAGUGUACAGUGACCAAGAAGCCCCAAAAGAAAUACGGCUUCUUCCUGCGAAUUGAGCAGGACACCGCAGGGCACAUCAUCCGCAACGUGGAACGCAACAGCCCCGCCCACAGGGCUGGCCUGAGGGAUGGAGACAGAGUCCUCAGGGUCAAUGGUGUCUUUGUGGACACGGAGGAUCAUGCACAGGUGGUGGAGAUUGUCAGAAGCAGCGGGAAUUCCGUUGUACUCCUUGUUCUGGAUGACGCAUCCUACGAAAAGGCACAAAAGGAGGGGGUGAACCUGGAAGAGCUGGGUCAAAAGGCAUCCACAGGACAGCAGCAGCAGCAGAGCCCACCAUCCACGGCCAACAGAGGAACCACUGCAGUUCCACAGCCCCGGCUCUGCUACCUCGUGAAGGAGGAGACAGGCUAUGGCUUCUCCCUGAAAAGCACAGAAGGACAGAAGGGGUUGUUCAUAGUAGAGCUUUCAUCACAAGGAGCAGCUGCAAAGGCUGGUGUCCAAAAUAACGAUCGCCUGAUUGAAAUCAAUGGAAAAAAUGUGGAAAAUGACACGCACGAGGAAGUGGUGGAGAAGGUAAAGAAGUCUGAAAAUCAUGUUAUGUUUCUACUUUCAAAUGAAGAAACAGACCGCUAUUUCACCAGCCAGAGGAUGGCACUGAGCAAAGAGAGCGCCAGCCUAAGGUUGCUUCCCCUCAAACCACGACUCAUUGAGAUCCAGAAAGGAAAAAGUGGUUAUGGAUUUUACCUGCGGAUGGAACAAAAUACUGGUGACCACAUCAUCAAAGAUGUUAAUUCUGGAAGCCCAGCAGCCAUGGCAGGUCUGAAGGACAAUGACAUCUUAGUGGCUGUCAAUGGCGAGCGUGUGGACGGGCUGGAUCAUGAAAGCAUAGUGGGAAAAAUUAAGCAGUGUGAGGAAAGAACCUCCCUGUUGGUGGUGGAUAAGGAAACUGACAGCAUGUACAAACUGGCUCAAAUCUCCCCUUUCUUAUACUACUACAAAGCACAGGACUCAACCCCAGCUAAAAGGGAGGAAAGAGUGGAGCUGCACACUGAGCAGAAAGUGAACCACAAGCCAAGGAUCUGCAAGAUGGUCAAAGGACCCAAUGGGUUUGGCUUCAGUUUAAACAUGAUCAAGAACAAACCUGGAUUGUUCAUCACUGAGGUCCAAAGCCAGGGGCCAGCGGGCAGAGCAGGCGUGCAAAACGACGACUUCUUGGUGGAAGUGAACGGAGUGAACGUGACCAAGGAACCCUAUGACAAAGUGGUGGCCCGGAUCCAAAGCAGUGGGGACACACUGACACUGCUGGUGUGCAGCAAAGAUGCUUACAGGUACUUCCAGGGCCAAAACAUUCCCAUCACAGCCUCCAUGGCAGAUGCAGACCCUCCCGAGCCUCCUGCUUACACAGAAAACCAUCCACCAGAGCCAGAGAGGAACUCACCUGAGCCAAGGGAAAGGGCAGACUCAUCCUCCUCCUCACAAUCAGCUGCCUCCACAAGAGCUGAUGGUGACAACAGUGAUGACACAAAAUUGUGAGAAGACAAAAUCAUACCAACAACAACAAAGAAAUCUGCCAAAUCUUUUCUUCAGUUCUUCUUUGCUAUUCCACCUCUCAGAACUUGGCUGUUCCAAGGAGUGCCAGAGCCAAAAAGGACUGCAAACUCUUGCUGCAAUAAACA